CGCAUUAGGCUUAGGCUCAGACUCAGAGGACUCCAAUGGCCAGUUGGAUUUUGUCAGAAUAUGGCUUAAGGCCCCUCCCUGGAAUCAGUUUCUAUGCAACACCAAAACCCAGAUCUUCAUUUCCUUUAAUUAAUGUUUUCAAGUUCAGAACUUUCCCUGCUUCAUCUUCAUUCAAGGACUCAUCAACUUGGUUUAAAAGAAGAAACUUUGUGGGUUCUUUGAAUGUCAGUGCUCCUUUGGAGGUACAGACCAUUAAUGGGAUUGAAGACGAUGAUGGUAAAUUUGACCCUGCUGCGCCUCCGCCUUUCAAGUUGGCCGACAUUCGGGCUGCUAUACCCAAGCAUUGCUGGGUUAAGGAUCCAUGGAGAUCUAUGAGUUAUGUUUUGAGGGAUGUUGUUGUUUUUGGUUUGGCUGCUGUAGCUGCUUAUUUCAACAACUGGAUCGUUUGGCCCCUUUAUUGGAUUGCUCAGGGAACCAUGUUUUGGGCCCUUUUUGUUAUCGGUCAUGACUGUGGCCACGGUAGUUUCUCCAACAGCACGGCAUUGAACAGUGUUGCAGGUCAUCUUCUUCAAUCCUUGACUUGA
This is a messenger RNA of Hibiscus syriacus, 584 nucleotides long. Its product is annotated as omega-3 fatty acid desaturase, chloroplastic-like. The transcript is spliced from 2 exons. Gene Ontology annotation, molecular function: oxidoreductase activity, acting on paired donors, with oxidation of a pair of donors resulting in the reduction of molecular oxygen to two molecules of water. Lineage: Eukaryota; Viridiplantae; Streptophyta; Magnoliopsida; Malvales; Malvaceae. Bases 36 to 584 code for a protein of 182 amino acids. The record is from RefSeq and is a predicted model, not a curated record.